GUUCUCGCCGGGUUCUCGCGUGCCAGCCAAGGCUCUGGAGUCUUCCCUCCUCUCUCCCAGCUUGGCGGCCGGACCGGUGAGAUGACGGCGGAGGUGUUGCCAACUGCGAGGUGGCAGUACUGUGGAGAGCCCGAAGCGAGACGUAAAGCUGUACUGGUCCGGUUCUCCAAUGGGAAGCUGCAGAACCCAGGCAACAUGCGCUUUACCUUGUACAACAACAACGAUUCCGAAAACCCCAGAAAGAAGAAUCAGCGGAUUCUGGCAGCUGAAACAGAUAGACUUUCCUACGUUGGAAACAAUUUUGGGACAGGAGCCCUCAAAUGCAACACUCUGUGCAGACACUUUGUGGGAAUUUUGAAUAAGACCUCUGGCCAAAUGGAAGUCUAUGAUGCUGAGUUGUUCAACAUGCAGCCGCUUUUUGAAGAUGAAUCAUUUGAGAGUGUACCAGCUCUGGAGAGUCAGACCAGAAGUUUCAGAGAAAAGAUGGAUUCUUGCAUUGAAGCCUUUGGAACCACCAAACAGAAGCGAUCUCUAAACUCUAGGAGAAUGAACAAAGUUGGUAGUGAAUCUUUGAAUCGUGCAGUAGCUAAAGCUGCAGAGAACAUCAUUGAUACAAAGGGUGUGGAUGCUCUUGUUAGUGAUGCCAUUCAGGAUGACUUACAAGAUACCUCUGUGUACCUUCCUCCCUGCCAUGAGGAUGCAACCAAGCCUGAAGACGUGUAUAAAUUUGAAGACAUUCUGUCCCCUGCGGAAUAUGAAGCUCUCAAGAUCCCGUCAGAAACUUUCAGGAAAGUCACAUCAGAGGAAAUCCUGAAGAUGAUUGAAGACAACAGCCACUGCACCUUUGUCAUAGAAGCGCUGAAGGCUUUGCCAGCAAAUGAAGAGAGCCGAGAUCGCCAGGCCCGAUGCAUAUGGUUCCUAGAUACCCUCCUCAAGUUUCGAACUCAGAAAGUAAUAAAGCGGAAAAGUUUCCUGGGACCUGGAAUUCCCCACAUCAUCUCCUCCAAACUGCUAAAGCAGUUCACCUGCUUGUCUUAUAACAAUGGCAGUUUACAGAAUUUAAUCUCAAAUUCCAUGAAGGCGAAGAUCACCGCAUAUGUUAUCAUUCUUGCCUUGCACAUAAACAACUUCCAGAUUGACCUGACAGUGUUACAGAGGGACUUAAGGCUCAACAAGAAAAGGAUGAUUGAGAUAGCAAAAGCCAUGAGGCUGAAGAUCUCCAAAAGCAAGUUACCUCUGGCAGACAGCAUGGAGGAGCAGCAUAGACUGGGUACUCUGUCCAUCCCACUGCCUCCAGCCUAUUUUUUGGAACACCAGUCAAAGAGGAAGAAAGUUAUCUAGUGCUUCCAAGUUCAUUCCUGCUGAGGCUGGUCGAUCUGAAGGGUCUAGAGAUACGUUGGCCU
This is a messenger RNA of Dipodomys spectabilis (banner-tailed kangaroo rat), 1403 nucleotides long. RefSeq names its product RNA polymerase I subunit E (gene Polr1e). The transcript is spliced from 13 exons. Gene Ontology annotation, molecular function: DNA binding. Bases 82 to 1341 code for a protein of 419 amino acids. The record is from RefSeq and is a predicted model, not a curated record. Lineage: Eukaryota; Metazoa; Chordata; Mammalia; Rodentia; Heteromyidae. Gene Ontology annotation, biological process: transcription elongation by RNA polymerase I; nucleolar large rRNA transcription by RNA polymerase I; RNA polymerase I preinitiation complex assembly. Gene Ontology annotation, cellular component: RNA polymerase I complex.